AUGGUUCGCUGGGAUAAUCAGUCCAACUCGGACCUCCUCACCUGCUUGUAUGACGUCUACAGCAAGGAGAUGGGGAGGGAAGUCCAGGCGCAGAUCGUGGACAAGAUGAAGAGUAAGGGCCACGAGGACGUCAACUGGGACAAGAUUCGGUAUGUUUCCAUCUGCUGCUUUCAACUCCGUCAUUGGUCUGGCCCCGUUAUCGGCCUGCUCCCCUUAUCGGACCACGUCUGUCUGGCCCUGCCUAGUGGUGCUGCCAGUGGUCGCCCUUUCCCAGCAGGCUCACCGUUCACAAUGCCGCCACCGACCAAGUAUAUCAACCGCUGGGAGGACAUCAAAGACGACGUCUUUGAAAUCAUUUACAACAUGAAAGCCCCCUUGUCGGCUGAAGACAAGGACCAGCUGGUGAAGGCCAUGCGUGAGCGUGGCUAUAACAUUGGCUGGAAUGGCCUUCGGUACGUUAUCCGUCUGAACAGGUGUUGA
Podospora pseudopauciseta is the source of this 480-nucleotide messenger RNA. RefSeq lists its product as uncharacterized. The transcript is spliced from 2 exons. The record is from RefSeq and is a predicted model, not a curated record. Lineage: Eukaryota; Fungi; Ascomycota; Sordariomycetes; Sordariales; Podosporaceae. The coding region runs from base 1 to 480 and encodes 159 amino acids.